Molecule: messenger RNA, 2106 nt
Organism: Astyanax mexicanus (Mexican tetra)
Lineage: Eukaryota; Metazoa; Chordata; Actinopteri; Characiformes; Acestrorhamphidae
Gene: bsnd
Product: barttin CLCNK type accessory subunit beta
Exons: 3
Coding region: 618-1142 (174 amino acids)
Biological process (GO): chloride transport
Cellular component (GO): basolateral plasma membrane
Molecular function (GO): chloride channel regulator activity
Source: RefSeq, a predicted model, not a curated record
GAUUAACUCAUUGUAGGUCUUAUACAAGUACAUGGCAUGAAUUGAGUGCAUUAUUUAGUGAGGAAGGUUUAUGUUAGGUGUCAGAUAUUGUAAUUUUUGUGCAGUUAAAGGUGAAUGAGUGGGAGAGUAGAGUACAUUGAAAGGGAAUGGGCUGGGCCCAGAUUAUUACCUCAGUUGUUAGGUGCAAGAUUUUGUUAUCUUUCUGAAUGAUGUUCUAUGUUGUUCAAUUUUUAAGAAAUCCAGCCAAUUGACUUGGGAUUUACACUAAACCAGAACUGGUGUAGACUGGAGACCAGUUAAACACAGGUAUAGUUACAUGGUGUUUCUCCUUUUAUUCUAUAAGAGAACAGACUUUCUGCACUUCCCCUAAAACACCCUAUUGCAUUUCUUAUGCACAAAUGUAGCCUGAGGGAAGGUCACCCUGUCAAGGCCCAUUAAUGCUGUAAUGAUCAGGAAGCUCCGUCCCCCACUGGCCAUGCUAAACGCCAAUCAUUACUGACCCACCUACCUGGACUCACCUUCACCCCCUUACACACAAAGUCAGUGAACUGCUUGUUGAAACCCUUUGGAAAAUUCACCCACUGGUUUAAUAACAGCAGACCUCUGCAGUCGUCUACAUGGCGGAGAACAAGCCCUACCGCUAUGGGCUCAUCGUCCUGGGGCUGGUGCUCGUGGCACUGGGUGUUUUUCUUAUGGCUGUGGAAGAGCCGCAGGUGUUCGCCACUUUCUGUUCCAUGGGGGCGCUGAUGGUGGGCAUUGGGACAGUGUGGAGCAUGUGUCAGUGCUACCCGAGGGUCACACUCAUACUGCCAGACCAGGAAGUGCUGGGGAGUGCUGAGAAACAGGAGCUGCGUGCUGAAGCAGAGACUCUGCAGGUCAGCCCAGCAGCACCCCUCAAAGCUCCUCUGGCUUGUUUAUACAUAGAAGAUGAAGGAGAAGAUGAUGAAGUGUUCUCGCUCGCCCAGACAGAGAGCAAAGCCCCUGAGCCCCCUGUUAUUCUUCACAGAUCUUCAAGCAUUCACUGUUCCAGCACCCCCCUCCCUGGCAGCAAGACUACAAAGCUCGGACGCUCUGAACCUGAGCUCUACUAUGGCAAGGUGGAUGACUCCUGCUACCUCACCUCAGAGCUGGACAGUGAAUAAGAUGACAAGCCACUGUGACUAAAAAAAAAAAAAUCAAAUAUACACAAAUAGGCUUUCAUACUAAGUGCAGUCAGUUAGUCAGGAUCUGUUUAUUGAGCAAUGUUUAUUUAGUUCUGCACUGUAAAGUUGAAGCUAAUGUGGUCAGUAAGUUUGGAAUAUCCUGCCAAAGUGUAUAGUAUGCAUUUUGCUAGUAUGCAUUGACGAUCUCUGACUAAAUCUAGGUCUUUUUGUAAGGCCAUAACUAUCAAAACCUUGACAAAGUAGGGGUAAUAACAUCUGUUUGAUGAUGUGAAUUUUUGCAAGUAAGACUAUAUGAUAUCUCUUUGACGUUCUUAAUCAGAGUCACUUACAUUUGGAUCAUGUUACACAGUUAGGAGAAUGUAGAGUUAGGAGUUUUGCACAAGAACAUUUAUUGGUGUAGUAUGAUGAGAUUGUCCAGGUGAGAAACUAAACUCUUACUCUGUUAUAAAGUCAGGCACUAGAUUUCACUGAAAAGUAGCUUGUUCAUACAAUGUAGGAGAUUUAGAACAGUGUGUUUGUGAAGUAGUUUAUUAGCUAGCUUGCCUCUGUUGCUUCUGGCUGUUUUUUUAGGUGUUUUAACACAAAGUAGAAAUUGAGUGAAUGAGUGAGUAAGUAGGCCAGGUCCAUGAGGUACUUAAUAUUUAAAAUUAUUAAUUUGAUGAUUUUUACCUGACAGUACCUCUGAGUAUAAAUAAUUACAUUUAUUUUUUUUUAUCACAAAGGUAUUGAGCCUUCUCUAAGGGCCAUUGUGGAUUAGUGGAUAGUGUUUUCAUACAAUGUCUUAAAUCACAUAAGCAAUACUUUACAGUAUAUAAAGUGUGAGGAAAGUGAGCUGUGUUCAUGCAGUCUACUGGUUAUAAGUUCAUUUGCCUAUUAUUUGAGCUGUUGCUUGAAGUUUUGUUUAGCUUUUUUUGUUUUAAUAAAGAGUUUUCUUUGUCCUUUA